Messenger RNA from Aaosphaeria arxii CBS 175.79, 1152 nucleotides. RefSeq lists its product as uncharacterized. Bases 1 to 1152 code for a protein of 383 amino acids. The transcript has a single exon. Lineage: Eukaryota; Fungi; Ascomycota; Dothideomycetes; Pleosporales. Gene Ontology annotation, molecular function: carbon-sulfur lyase activity. The record is from RefSeq and is a predicted model, not a curated record.
AUGACAUCCUCACCCAACCCCCCAAUCCUCCACAUAUCAUGCCACUGCACCCUUACAACCCACACCCUCCCCCUCCCUCCCACCCUCCUCCCCCUCAAAACCUCCCUCUGCAACUGCAACAUCUCCCGCCGCAUCUCGGGAUCCCUCCUAACAUCCUACAUCGACCUCACCCCUCCCCCUCCCCACAACCAAGACGUCCAUGUUUCUAAACCAGACGUCUCAGCCCUAACGCCCUACCGCAGCUCCUCCAUCCUGACGCGCUGGUUCUGCGGCACGUGCGGCACGCACAUGUUUCUGGAGUACGACUUCGACGGGCACUUUGAAGCUGCGACGGGGGCGGUGAGGGUGGAAGGAAGGGAGGGUACGGAUGGCGUUGUGAGGGUGGAGGCCGUGAUGUGGAUUGGCGACACGGUAGACGGGGGCGCGGGGAGGUUUAUCAAGAGUGUUGAUGGGAGGGUUUUGCGGCGGUUUUUGGAAGGAUCCACGGACGAGGAGGGUGGUGGUGAUGUACCGCCGGAUUGGACGUCGUCUUCACGGCGCCAGGAGGUGCCCGAGGGGAAGGGGGAGGAAGCAGUGCACGCGAGGUGUCACUGCGGGGGCGUGGAGUUCUGGGUCACGCCUCCGAAUGCAGCGUCCCGUGAAGCGCGGUCCCCGUAUCCGGAUCUCCUGGUUCCGUACAAUUCGAGGAAGAGCGCGGAGAAUCCGGGGAAUGAGGCGUGGUGGUUGCCGGGGGAGGGGAGGUAUCUGGCGGGUACGUGUGCGUGCGAGUCGUGUCGACGGGUGUCGGGGUUUGAUGUCACGUUCUGGGCGUUCGUGCCGACGUGUAAUAUCUUUCAGGAUGAGGCGUGCACUGUGCCGUUUACGAGACGGCCGUAUUGGGGGAGUAUGAAGGUGUAUGAGAGCUCCAAGGGGGUGACGAGGACGUUUUGUGGGACCUGCGGGGCGAAUGUGUUUUGGGACGGGGAGGGGAGAGAUGGGCUUGUGGAUGUUGCUGUUGGACUGCUGGAUGCGAAGAGUGGCGCGAGGGCGGAGGAGAUAUUGUCUUGGUGUACUGAGCGAGUGAGCUUCGCUGAGGAGGCGUUGAAUAAGGGUUUGAUAAGGGGUUUGCAGGAAGGUCUACAGAGUUGGGGUAGUCGACAUGAUGAAGGAUAA